GCUGGCUGGCUCCUCCCUCGCCGGCCUCCGCCUCCCGCACAGCUGAGUCACGUAGCUCUGCGGCAGCAGAAGAAACCUCUUUCCCAGCCGGAGCGAGAGGCGGCCGCACAGUCAGCAGCGCCGGCACCGACGCCAGACCUCACCGACUAGGAAAGAGGGCAACACCAGCCAAGAUGACCCACCAGUACCCUGCGCUCACCCCCGAGCAGAAGAAGGAGCUCUCGGACAUAGCCCAGCGCAUUGUGGCUCCCGGCAAGGGCAUCCUGGCCGCUGACGAAUCUGUGGGCAGCAUGGCCAAACGCCUCAACCAGAUCGGGGUGGAGAACACCGAGGAGAACCGACGCCUGUACCGCCAGAUCCUCUUCAGCGCCGACAGCCGCGUCAAGAAGUGCAUCGGUGGGGUCAUCUUCUUCCAUGAGACCAUGUACCAGAAGGCGGACGACGGCACCCCCUUCGUUGAGCUGAUCAAGGACAAGGACAUUGUUGUGGGCAUUAAGGUGGACAAGGGCGUGGUGCCUCUUGCUGGGACGGAUGGGGAGACCACUACACAAGGCCUGGACGGGCUGUCAGAGCGCUGUGCCCAGUAUAAGAAGGACGGGGCCGACUUUGCCAAGUGGCGCUGCGUGCUGAAGAUCAGCGAGCACACCCCCUCUGCCCUGGCCAUCAUGGAGAACGCCAACGUCCUGGCACGCUACGCUAGCAUCUGCCAGCAGAAUGGCAUCGUGCCCAUUGUGGAACCGGAGAUCCUGCCUGACGGAGACCAUGACUUGAAGCGUUGCCAGUAUGUGACGGAGAAGGUCCUGGCCGCCGUCUACAAGGCGCUGAGUGACCAUCACAUCUACCUGGAGGGCACCCUGCUGAAGCCCAACAUGGUGACCCCUGGCCACGCUUGCCCUACCAAGUACAGCCCUGAGGAGAUCGCCAUGGCAACCGUGACUGCUCUUCGUCGCACUGUACCACCCUCUGUGCCAGGUGUCACCUUCCUGUCUGGCGGGCAGAGCGAGGAAGAGGCUUCCAUCAACCUCAACGCCAUCAACAACUGCCCGUUGGCCCGGCCUUGGGCCUUGACCUUCUCCUACGGCCGGGCCCUGCAGGCUUCUGCCCUCAACACCUGGCGUGGCCAGCGAGAAAAUGAGAACUCUGCCACAGAGGAGUUUAUCAACCGUGCUGAGGUCAACGGCUUAGCUGCUCUUGGCAAGUACGAAGGCAGCAGCGACGGUUUCGGUGCAGCCGGGCAGUCUCUCUACGUAGCCAACCACGCCUAUUGAGGCCCGCCUGGGCAGGCAUUUAGCCCCCACUGACAGGACCUCCCACUGCUACCUUCCAUACCAGCCACCAGUCACACCCAGCUUUUCUACCGUAGCCGCAAGAGGAGCUAAGUAGCCAUGGAGCGUCAAGCGCCGGAGGGGAUGCGUGUGAGCGACAUGGAGGAGGAGGAGAGGAGGAGACCCCUGCUGUGGGUCUCGUGGAAUCCUGCCACGGUGGGUAGGGUGGGGGUGAGAGAGCAACAGCAGCAAACUGGCCUACCUUACAGGGUUGUUGUAUGGAAUUGUUGCCAGGCGAGGCACUUGGAGUGUUCAGCGCACUAGGAAAUUUCUUAUUCUUAUUAAUCUAGGGUGCCUGCCGGGAAAAGGGGUCAAGGAGACUCCCGUGGAGAGAAGAAGGGGGUUGGGUUGAACCCAUAGCAUGCCUCUCCUGGAGUCUUGGAGAGGGACGUCCUGGGGCCGGCAGGAGGGAGAGCUGCCCCACUUUGCUGCCCAUUCUUGUCUGCCUGCCCCCCUUUUGCAUAUGUGGGGUCCUCUGAGCCCCCUGGUCUGCACGCUCUCUACCCCACCUUCCCCUACCACAAGGCUGUCGGUAGCUGAGACACGUGGGGCAGGGAGCCGGUUUAUCGCCAUGUGUGUGAGCGCGCGUGUGUGUCCCCCCUAUGUGGUCUGUGUGCACCCGAUGUACCAAAUAGCCCUAUAACUAAUCCACAAUAGAGGUGUGAAGUCA
This is a messenger RNA of Hemicordylus capensis (graceful crag lizard), 1995 nucleotides long. RefSeq names its product aldolase, fructose-bisphosphate C (gene ALDOC). Gene Ontology annotation, cellular component: cytosol. The record is from RefSeq and is a predicted model, not a curated record. Bases 174 to 1268 code for a protein of 364 amino acids. Gene Ontology annotation, biological process: glycolytic process; fructose 1,6-bisphosphate metabolic process. The transcript has 9 exons. Gene Ontology annotation, molecular function: fructose-bisphosphate aldolase activity. NCBI's taxonomy places the organism in Eukaryota, Metazoa, Chordata, Lepidosauria, Squamata, Cordylidae.